Molecule: messenger RNA, 708 nt
Organism: Contarinia nasturtii (swede midge)
Lineage: Eukaryota; Metazoa; Arthropoda; Insecta; Diptera; Cecidomyiidae
Product: probable peptidyl-tRNA hydrolase 2
Exons: 2
Coding region: 16-654 (212 amino acids)
Cellular component (GO): mitochondrion; cytosol
Molecular function (GO): peptidyl-tRNA hydrolase activity
Source: RefSeq, a predicted model, not a curated record
UUUGAAACGACUGAAAUGUCAAAUGUUCCGGCAUCAACUUCACGACAAACUGUGAAGAAAACCGAUGAAUGUGGUUAUUUCGGUGGUAGACAAACGGAUGUUUUUCUUAUUUAUUCGUUGAUAAUAGUUUUCAAUAGAAAAAAAAUGGAGAAAUUGCUCGAUUCAACGCAAUUAGUUAGUGGUGUUGCUAUCUUACUAUCAUUUUUGGCCGGAUACCGCUAUGGAAUGAGAAAUUUCGAUGAACAAACCAAGCCGACAGGGAAAGAAACAAGCGAAAAGAAGAAGGUAUAUGCAGACGGUGGUGAACUGAAAAUGAUACUCGUCGUUCGGAAUGAUUUGAAAAUGGGCAAAGGAAAAAUUGGUGCACAGUGUGGUCAUGCAGCUGUUGGUGCAUACCAAAAUUGUAUGGCAAAGUUUCCAAAUCUACUUCGACGCUGGGAUGAUUCUGGAAGUGCUAAGAUUGCCGUUAAAGUCGACAGCGAAGAUGAUAUGAUGGUCGUAUAUAAAGCAGCUCGUGCAAAAAAUCUCAAUACAUGUCUUAUUCGAGACGCCGGACGAACACAAAUUGCACCGAAUUCGAAGACUGUUUUGGCAAUCGGCCCAGCGCCUGCCAAUGAAGUGGAUCUAGUUACUGGACAUUUAAAAUUGUUAUAGAUUUUAAUUAAAUUACAGUAUUUAAUAAACCGAUCGAAAUAAUGUUAUUGAAAA